CGAAAGAAGAGCAAAUAGGAGGACGAAAGGCAGCGAGAGCCGCUCGUGGCGGUGCAGGUACCCUCGGAAGCGUACGACUUUUUGUUUAAUCGAGGAACUGCAGCCGAAUACAAGGAAAAAACCCCGUCGUCGCGGUACUCGCUUUUUCUCCUCAAAACCACAUCUCGGCGAGGAAAAGCGAACGAGAGACCUGCAGCCGAUAUGUGCUUGUCGGCGGAUGCUCUAUUUAGCAGACUGGCGAUCCGCCGUCGUGGGCGCCCUGCUCCUCAUCCUCCUCCCAGACACCAUGGACCGCCCCGCCGAAGACCACUCCGUUCCUGUAUUCGAGCCCGCUGCUCAUGAUGACCCGUUCAGAACACCUUCCACCGCCAGCAACAGCGGCUCGCUCUCCUCCUCGUCCUCUGAAGCCGGCUCCGUGCCCGUCUCUCUACCCGCACACUCCCAAGCCAAGGGCAAGCAACCAACUUUCCCACCAGGUAGUGAGCUCCCCUCCUCCUCCUCCUCCUCCUCCUCCUUCCACUCGCGCCCGCAGCUCCCGCGAUCUACCUCUUUGCUCCAGGGCCUAGCUCCCGGAUCGAGGUAUAUCGUGCGCAGGUCGUCCGCCCGCCCGUCCCCGGCCGCUUCCAGCGCGGCAAGUUUUAUCAAAAGCAGAGCCCAUUCGCUGGCCGAGCCUGAACCUAUCUCUGAGACUGCCUCCGAACAUGCUCCCGAACCCGGUGUCUCCCAGCAAGUCUUUGUCAGACCUGCUGCUGCUGCGGACAGCGACACUAUUGAAGAAGAACAACCCCGCGCCCGCCCCCAUCGCCAUUUUGUCUCGCGACGACUCCCGCUCGGCUACGAGGCCGAAAAGCCCUGGCUGACGAACCGCACGCACGCCGAGAAGAUGCCCCAGUACCUAAUCUGGGCUGCUUCAGCUCUCGGCCUCGUGAUUGUCGCCGUGCUGAGCUGGUUCGGCACGACCGAGGUCGAGAACUUCAACUACUGCACCGUGCUUUCUGAAGAUUUCAGUAACGGGCUCGACUCGUCUGUGUGGUUUCACGAGCUGCAGGUGGGUGGGUUUGGCAAUAAUCAGUUUGAAUGGACGACGAAUUCGUCCGACAACGCGUUCGUCAAAGAUAACCAGCUCCACAUCGUGCCGACGCUCACGGCAGACUACAUCGGCGAGAAAAACAUGCUCAACGGCUACACCGUCAACCUGACCACCGACGGCACCUGCACGAGCCACACCCUCUCCGACUGCGCCGUCCGCUCAAACGCGUCCACAGACGACAUGAUCCCACCGAUCCGCUCCGCGCGCCUGACGACAAAAUUCUCGGCAAACGUCAAGUACGGCAAGGUCGAGAUCCGCGCGCGGCUGCCGGCCGGAGACUGGCUCUGGCCCGCGCUCUGGAUGCUCCCGACCGACAACGUCUACGGCGACUGGCCGUCCUCGGGCGAGAUCGACAUCGUCGAGUCCCGCGGGAACGACCAUACCUACGCGGAUGGCGGGAACAACGUGAUGACCUCGACGCUGCACUGGGGGCCGACCUCGGACACCGACAUGUACUACAAAACCACCGGCCGGACGAAGCUCAAGCGUACGACGUUCGCCGACAGCUUCCACACCUUUGGCCUCGAGUGGAACGAAAAGUACAUCAGCACCUACCUCGACGGCCGCUUGCGCCAGGUCAUGUACCACAAGUUUAAGACCCCGUUCUGGGAACUCGGAAACUUCGACACCACCUACGACAACGGCACCUCGCUUGCGGACCCGUGGCCUGUAACCAGCGCGAACGCGCCUUUCGACCAGGAUUUCUACUUAAUCCUCAACGUGGCCGUCGGCGGCACAAACGGCUUCUUUCAGGAUGGAGUCGGGAAUAAGCCCUGGAUUAACGACGACCGGCAGACCGCGAUGAGAGCGUUUUGGGACGCAAAGGACUCGUGGUGGCCGUCCUGGGGGGACGAGGAGUCGAGAGCACUGGUGGUUGACCAUGUAAAGAUUUACAAGAUGUGCGAUGCCUAGUUUGUUUAAUGUUUGAGAAC
Molecule: messenger RNA, 2022 nt
Organism: Myxozyma melibiosi
Lineage: Eukaryota; Fungi; Ascomycota; Lipomycetes; Lipomycetales; Lipomycetaceae
Product: concanavalin A-like lectin/glucanase domain-containing protein
Exons: 1
Coding region: 218-2002 (594 amino acids)
Biological process (GO): carbohydrate metabolic process
Molecular function (GO): hydrolase activity, hydrolyzing O-glycosyl compounds
Source: RefSeq, a predicted model, not a curated record